Molecule: messenger RNA, 3894 nt
Organism: Capronia epimyces CBS 606.96
Lineage: Eukaryota; Fungi; Ascomycota; Eurotiomycetes; Chaetothyriales; Herpotrichiellaceae
Exons: 1
Coding region: 1-3894 (1297 amino acids)
Source: RefSeq, a predicted model, not a curated record
AUGGCACCUGCCCUCGGAUCUGGUCCUUCGUUGAAAGCUGCAGAUGGACACAACGUUGAUGGCUGGGCGGACGAAGACAUCCGAAUAUACAACGAACUCCUCAGUGAAAGAGCGAAACUAGAAAGGGAGAAAAACGAGCUUGAGCAGAAAUCCUCCAGGCAUCAAACUCAACGAGCACUACUUGCUGAGAAUUCUACCACCCUAGACAACUUGUUCAGAGUCCAGUUCGGGGGGGAGGUCAAGUUCGUAGGUGAAAGCGUAUGUUGCCUGGACACAGACCUUGACCAAGCCUGUGCAGUGGGAUCCCAUACCACCUGCGGUCAUGACAUAUGCACACGAGCCAAGACCAAGGGUGUCUCGUUGACGGAACUGGAUACGAUCAAAUAUUAUCAUGCCAGGAUCCUGUCUGAGAAAUCCCAAAGGAUGCAGAAUGCCUUGCGCAAACAAAGAGACGUUGAGCUCGUUCGGGUCAAAAGGGAGGAUGAAUUGGAGCUUGCAUGGAGGGCACGGAGAGCCGCUGUUUCAGACAAAGACGUGGGCGGCAGUGCUGAGAUGCCACAUGGCUGGCAAGCUGAAGGUUCUGGCAUUGUGAUUCCGGCAUCCCUAGACACGGUUGCACCCAGGCAUGUCUUGCUUGAUCCCAAGAACAGUGCCAUCUUGGAGGCCGCUAAGGAGAAUGAACAUGUUGUUCGCCGCAUCCGGGGCAGGUUGGAAAGAAUUCGGCACGAUGUAAAUGCAGGCAAAGUCUCGCCGGCAGAUGCUCGUGUGUCGUUGGACCAGGCCAAUGUUGAAAUGGCAGAGGCCGAGAGAAAGAACAAUGAGUUCAGGCAGUUAAUUAUGGAUGCCGAGCCUACCCUCUCACGCGCUCAUCAAGCUGACCAUGCCAGUCUCGCAAACGCGCUCCAGAAUACCUUGGCCGCCUCCACCACUGACAAUUUCUCCAAUGCCCUCAAUGUCAUGAGAGGCUUCUUUAGCACCUCCGACCCCCAAGAAGUCCAAACAGCCAUCGGCGAGCUACGCCGAGUCCUUGAAGUUAACGGACCGAUGACCCCGAUCCUCCAAAAGUCUUUCCAAGCUCUUUCAGAGAUGUUGGCCAAAUCAAAUGCCAGAGUCUCCAAUACCGAUGCCACUGGCGCCACCCCCAACGACGGCAGAUCCUGGGCCUGCCACGACUAUGUGGACGUGACGAUGCACCUCAGACCGACGCCGGACAGCCAGUCCUCUACUCUUGGGCCCCGCGAACUGAAUCUAGACAAAGACACGAUCAAAGCUAAUUUCGAGUGCAUCAAAGUGGAAGAGGCGGCCAAGAAGGACAUGGAGAAGAUCGCUGAGAGGAUGUCCGAUGAUACUGCUGACAACGUCGCUGCUGCUCUCAAGAAAGUCAAAUCGAAGGCUCUGCUCAAAUCCCCCAUACCGCCUCUAUCCGAAAUCGUCCUUGAAGAUGUGAUUACCGACAUUCUGUAUUACCGCUCUGUCAAAGCUCUGGUGGCUGAAGCGGCCGGCGCUGUCACUCUAUCCUCUAUUUCCGGCAAACUGACCUCGCUUGUGAUCAACAUGGCUCGAAAAGAGCCAGAAAAGUACGUGGCUACAUUGGAGUUGGUCAAAUUUUCCAUCAAGAAGAUCCUAAGCACACAAAACAAGACGCCCUCUGCAAUUCUUUCCGAGGCUGUAUCAAAGGUCGAAGACUCAAUUCCCAAAUUCGUCGCAGCACAUGAAGCGAAACUGAGAAAGGGUGGCACCAACAACAAAAUCCCUCCAACUGGCUCCACGGCAGCUUCUGAGACGAUAUCUAGCUUCUCUAAAAAAGCCCCUUUCGCCAAAUACCUCCUCACGGGCGACCUCGUCGAUAGGGAGUCGUGGAAUGUCUUCAUGAACUUCUUCAGGACACAACUUGUCCACGAUGCGGGUAAGGUUAGAGACCGAGUUAUGGCGCACUACCGCAAACAUCGGGAUGAAGGGAUUUGGGAGAUCUUCCGGGUGGUCGCCGAUCAUCACACCCUACACAACUUCCGCUUUGAACCUUGGCAGGCCGAGAAAGAGUUGUACCGUGCCAACAUGACGGUUGCUGCUCUAAGCCGUGAAAAAGUGCUCGACGCGAUUCUGGCGUAUCAGAAACGUGGCAUCUGCCCUGGAAUGGCGGCUGUCGCGAUAUCUCAGCGUCUCACCUAUCAGGUCAGAGACGACUUUGAUGCUGCUAAAAGCAGUACGAUGCUUCUGAGGAACCUCUUCGACCACUACAAGCCACUUGACAACCGAGACUGGUUCCAGUCGUUCAGUUUCAUAGCCCAGGCCAUGAUAGACCUCUUUGCGGUCAUAAUCUUUCAAGCGAAAGGUCUCGACCCAAAAGAUGCGCCGAUUCUCGCUGCUGAUGUAGUCGGUAUCGUCUGCACAUUCGUUCUGCGAGCAGAGAGCCCCACCGCUGCCGCCACCAAUCUCCAUGUGAUUCAGGCUUUCAUAUCCAGUACCUUGGUGAACCACAAGGAUGACAUCGAGCUCGGCAAACUGCAAGGUGUCCUGCUACGAUUCCUUCACAUAUGUGGGGACUCCCGGUACAGAUGCACGCCUGACCACGCAUGCAAAGCACUUAUCACGGCUUUCAAUACUGAAAAGUACAAGGCGCUUGUCCCUGCGCCGUUGAAUGUCAGCAAGCAACCGCAGCCCAAAAAUUCCAGCAAUCAACAUCAACCUCAAUUGACACUGAACAAUACCAUAGAAUAUCUGAAGCAAAGUUUGGCCAGCCAGCCAGCAGAGAAGCUGGUUCCCAUCAGAAUUUACAUGCAAUGUGUCCAUGAUUGGGAGACAGCGACGCUACUCGCACCCCAUCUGAGAUGUCUGCAGUCUGGAAAGACUUGCACUUGCUCAAAAGAGGAUCAGCUAGCUGCCGAAGAUUUUCAGAUUCGCAAGAACAUAUUGGAUGCCGGCUUUGAAGAACUGAAGACCUACCUCAAAAAUGACGAAGAUCCACCUAGGACAUUGUGGGUACGUCUUGAGAAGGAGGCCAAAUCGCUUCGUGCUCUUACCGUGCGAAAAGCGGACGAGGCUGAGAAAGAGACUGAAAAGAAAGCUGCGCAAGGGAGGUCUCGUUUUGCCGAACACAUUGGUCACGAUUCGGAAAUAGACACGCGUCUGAACACACGACGCAUCAAACUUAAACAAGUUGCAGUCAACUUUCCCAGAAUUCAGAACAACCUUUCCAGCAAUUCAUCGGUGACCGGCAAUCUAGAGAAAGACUCAUCCGAGGAUUCGGCAAUCCAUCAAGCCGGCAAAGCGACCUCUGCAGCCAACCAAGCGUCAACUUCGAAGAUGGGACAGGCUAACUCAGUGGACGACCACUCCAAGGUCGAUCAGCCUCUCCCUCCGUCAACUUCUGCCUCGAUAAAUGCACCUCACCUGACUGACCGGGAACUUGUGAUGAUGAAGCAGCUGGUCAGGUUUGUCGACGGCAUUUUCAAACUGGAGGACACCACCGCGGAUAUCAGUGGUCUCUCACAAAAAGAGGCGCUCAGAGGUAUCUCCAAGCAGCUUCGUCAAAUGGCGGUCGGACACCUCGAAAUGGCUUGGAUCGUCACAGAAGCCCAAGGGUAUUUCGGCUUGCAGGCCUGGAUCGAGCGUAACUUCGGCAGAAAUGACGCGGACGGUACCGACACCGAUGAUGAUGAAGACCUUACCAUGAUGAAGGACGCUACCACCGCCAGUUAUGAAAAGGGCAGAGGUCUCAAUGAGACGCAAGAACAAAUCCAGGACAAACAAGUCACUCCAGCAUCAGGCGCUGCAUCGGUAGCACAGCAACACCAACAAGCCACCACCGCUACGGAAACAACUGGUCACGACUCAUCAGCACAGAAGAAGACCGGCUCCCAGCGACGCAAACGCCUACCAAAGGGCAAGCGCUAG